AGGGAGGCGGCGGGCGAAGCGCGCGUCGAGCGGGGUAGUGGCGCUGCCUGUGGAGAUCCGCGGAGGCCGACCGGAUUCGUUGGCUGCCGUCCCCGCUGCCGUGCACUGGGUUAAAAACUAUAUCUAACACCAACCAUGAAAGAUCCAAGUCGCAGCAGUACUAGCCCAAGCAUCAUCAAUGAAGAUGUGAUUAUUAACGGUCAUUCUCAUGAAGAUGACAAUCCAUUUGCAGAGUACAUGUGGAUGGAAAAUGAAGAGGAAUUCAACAGACAAAUAGAAGAGGAGUUAUGGGAAGAAGAAUUUAUUGAACGCUGUUUCCAAGAAAUGCUGGAAGAAGAAGAGGAACAUGAGUGGUUUAUUCCAGCUCGAGAUCUCCCACAAACUAUGGACCAAAUCCAAGACCAAUUUAAUGACCUUGUUAUCAGUGAUGGCUCUUCCCUGGAAGAUCUUGUGGUCAAGAGCAAUCUGAAUCCAAAUGCAAAGGAGUUUGUUCCUGGGGUGAAGUACUAAAAUAUUUGAGUAGACGGGGCCCUCUUUUGGUGGAUGUAGCACAAUUUCCACACUGUGAAGGCAGUAUUAGAAGACUUAAUUGUAAAAGCUCUCUCUUGUCACUGUGUUACACUUAUGCAUUGCCAAAGUUUUGUUAGUCUUGCAUGCUUAAUAAAAGUGCUGAGACUGUUAUUAAGUAAAAAGCUGUCAAACAUUUACUGAAAAUAGAAUUGGCCCCAUGGCUUGAUGUGAAGACAGCGAGGAAAGAAGCACCAGUCAAGUUGUGUCAAAGCACCAAAUUAAAUGACCUCUAAAUCUUAGUGAAUUGUCCUUUUUGAGACUAAACUGGUCCCUUAGGGUUAACUAAUACUUGUUAAUGUCUAAACUUUUUUUAAAUGAGUAAAUUUAAGUUCUAGUAGUUAAUUUCUCAGUUCAGACUUAAAUUUGCAUUUGUCCCCAUCAAAAAGAAUCUCCUUUUUCUGAUGAGGCUUGUUAGUUAAUUUGAAAUAAUU
Messenger RNA from Eubalaena glacialis (North Atlantic right whale), 1001 nucleotides. RefSeq names its product polyadenylate-binding protein-interacting protein 2. The record is from RefSeq and is a predicted model, not a curated record. Bases 136 to 510 code for a protein of 124 amino acids. Gene Ontology annotation, molecular function: mRNA regulatory element binding translation repressor activity. NCBI's taxonomy places the organism in Eukaryota, Metazoa, Chordata, Mammalia, Artiodactyla, Balaenidae. Gene Ontology annotation, biological process: negative regulation of translational initiation. Gene Ontology annotation, cellular component: cytoplasm. The transcript has a single exon.